This is a messenger RNA of Pungitius pungitius (ninespine stickleback), 2230 nucleotides long. It is a transcript of the gene mep1a.1, whose product is annotated as meprin A, alpha (PABA peptide hydrolase), tandem duplicate 1. The record is from RefSeq and is a predicted model, not a curated record. NCBI's taxonomy places the organism in Eukaryota, Metazoa, Chordata, Actinopteri, Perciformes, Gasterosteidae. Gene Ontology annotation, molecular function: zinc ion binding; metalloendopeptidase activity; protein binding. Gene Ontology annotation, cellular component: membrane. Gene Ontology annotation, biological process: proteolysis.
AAAGGUCACAUCUUGUGAACAGGCACAUUUAAAGCAGAGCGGCAUCGUGCGUGAUGAUGGAGCGAGCCCUGCUGUGGUUCGGGCUGGCGGCCCUAGCCGCUUCCUACACAAUACCUGUUUCCCCUGAGGUACACGAGGUGUACGAGAACGGCGAGGACGAGAACCCCGUCCUGAACCCCGGAUUAGAGGCCAACCUGCUUGAAGGGGACAUUUUAACUCCAGAGGGAAGGAAUGCAAUGGUUGACAAAAGAUACAGGUGGACAUUUCCAAUUGCUUACAUUCUGGGUGAUGAUUUGGAUCUGAACGCCAAGGGCUGUGUCCACCAGGCUUUUGAAAUGUAUCGGCUGAAGUCUUGCGUUGACUUCAAGCCUUAUGAGGGAGAGAGGUCCUUCAUCAAGUUUGUAAAGAAAGGAGGGUGUUUCUUUGGUGACCAGCAGACAGGACAGAUUCUGUCUCUGGGGCCGGGCUGUGACCACAAGGCGGUGAUUGAACACGAGCUGCUCCACGCUCUGGGGUUUUACCACGAACAGUCCCGCACAGACAGGGACGACUACGUCGACAUCUGGCUGAAUCAGGUGACGCCGGGACUGGAAAACAACUUCAACAAGUACAACGACGACUACAUCACCGACCAAAACACGGCGUACGACUACGAGUCUGUCAUGCAUUACAGACCCUUCUCUUUCAAUAAGAACGAAUCCAUCCCCACCAUCACCACCAAAAUCCCAGAAUUCUACAACAUCAUCGGCCAGUACCUGGACUUCAGCGAGUUGGACACCCUCAGGCUCAACCGAAUGUACAACUGUUCUGGUCCUCUCACUCUGCUGGACCAGUGUGCCUUUGAGUACGCCAGCAUAUGCGGGAUGAUCCAAGCCACCUCCGACGAUGCCGACUGGGUUCGCACCAAGAGCAGCGUAAGAGCAGAGGAUCACACCCUCCUGGGGAGAUGCAGAGAUGCUGGGUACUUUAUGCACUUCAGCACCAUGACUGGGAAGCCUCUGGAGUCUGCACUGCUGGAAUCCCGAACACUCUACCCCAAGAGGAAGCUUCAGUGCCUGUAGUUCUUCUACAAGAUGACUGGAAGCCCAGAGGACAAGCUGGUGAUCUGGGUCAAGACGGACGACGGCACAGGCGUCGUUCGUAGAGUGAAAAAAUUACACACCUUUUAUGCUGAUUCUGAUCACACAUGGAAGAUCGCCCACGUCCCAAUGGAGCUAGAAGAAAAAUUCCGCUAUUUUUUCCAAGCGGCGCGGGGCGACCCUGCCUCAUCCGCCGGUGGCAUCUACAUAGACGACAUCAGCCUGACCGAAACGCGCUGCCCCAACGCCGUGUGGAGGAUCCAGAACUUCUCCAAGAUCAUGGAAACGGCCAACGGCAGCACAGUUAUUGACAGCCCUCGUUUCUACAGCCCCGAAGGCUACGGCUAUGGCGUCCGCCUGAUGCCCCUGUCCACGUACAGCGAUUACACCGGGAACUACGUGGGGCUGUACUUCCACCUGAUCAGCGGGGAGAACGAUGCAGUAGUGCAGUGGCCAGCGGUUAACAGACAGGCAACCUUGGUGGUGAUGGACCAAGACCCAGACGUUAAGCUGAGGAUGUCCUCAGCUCGCAGCCUCACCACCGAUAUGAGUAACAAGUCAGACGGACAGCUGUUUUGGGACAAUCCCUCCAAGGGGGGGACGUACGACCCUUCCUGCUACUGCUACAGAAGCCAAUCGUGGGGCUGGAGGAACUUUAUCAAACACUUUGACCUCAUGCGGCGCAACUACCUCAAGAACGACGACCUCAUCAUCUUUGUGGACUUUGAAGACAUUACAUCACUGAUCAAUACUGAAGUUCCCAUGAAGCCACAGGAGUAAGGUCACACAGGACCUGACACCAUGAUGGACUUGAGACUCAACGUAUGAAGCUGGGACGCAGAGAAUGACCUGUGAAAAUGAAGAAGAGAUUGAGGAUUACUGCUAGACACAUUUUAAGAGUUAUACUCAUAAUAGAAAACAAUGAAUAGUGUUUUUGCAUGAUUAGCUUUUAAACAGAAUCAUCAUUUUAGAACAUUAUCAUUUUUUGCAUCAAUAAAUGCUGUUAAAGUAGGUUGUUAACAAACUAGCUUGUGGUGUAUUUGUUUUGGAGAAAUGGACUCUUUAAGCUUUAAAUUGACUUGUAUUCAUAUUUUUUAAUGUCUUAAAAAGUAAUAAAGACUUUUAUCAUAUGAAAUGAUUUGUAGUAUAUU